Messenger RNA from Cyclospora cayetanensis, 978 nucleotides. RefSeq lists its product as uncharacterized. The record is from RefSeq and is a predicted model, not a curated record. Bases 1 to 978 code for a protein of 325 amino acids. The transcript is spliced from 5 exons. Lineage: Eukaryota; Apicomplexa; Conoidasida; Eucoccidiorida; Eimeriidae.
AUGUAUACCCUGUUUUCCCCAUAUUCUGUUGUCAGUGAAGCGUUCUGCGAUGCUGUGGAUUUUAGCGGUGCUCAUGAACGUGAACCCAAUCCCCUCAAAGAGCGCACGGUCCAACUUCUCAGGCGUGACCCUUACAUUUGGCUGUCGCGGCCUCUUCCUCAGAACGCCGUUCAUUCACUCUUCUUAUUCGCUGCACGCUGGUCUUUAAGACCCAUCUCGGUGCCUGUCCCUCACUCGCGUAUUAGAGCCAUCUUCAUGUGUGCUUGCUGUUCCUUUUGUUGGCUUUACCCUUGCGCUGGUCGCUACGACUUUGUGGAAUACAUCUUGUCUCAAAGUAGUGCGCCGCCACGUGCCUUGGCCCACACAUCAGUGUGCUCAGUUCCCGCUGGUUCCUCAGACGCUGUUAACCCCGCUGCUCAAGAAGCAGAAUGCGCCACAAGGAGUGCGCUGCAUGCGGACUAUUGUCUACUAAACACAACAUCUUCAGCAGAACCCACUGGCGGGGCCCCAAGGGCCGCCAACUAUCUCGGCAAUGACAGGCCUCCCCAGGAGGGGUCUGCUAAAGGCCUCGCAAAGGCAGACGAGAUGCCGCACAGGCGUCCUAGCGAAGAUAGGCAAGGCCACCUUUCCGCCUGCAGUCCACCGCUAGGUGACCUUCAGGGGGAGGAGGGCCCACCCCUAGAAGCUCCAGCAGGCAAAGGACAGGCCAAAAAGCCUCCUGCGAGCCUCAAACCACUAGAGAAAAAGCGCAUCCCAGCCCCAGGGUGCGAAAUAGAAGGCCUGGUGGCAGUUGCUGGGCCACAGCGCCUGUUGCUUAAAGUGAACUUGGGGGACCCCCGACUGGUGGCGAUUGCCGACGCAGCCGAAGCGACUGCGUGCCUUCGCAGAUCAUCCCGUGUUGGGGAGAAACUUCGGCUGCUGGUGAGGGGCCGGCACCCGCGGACCAAGGCCCUGAUCGUCAGCGUGUUGCCCUCGUAA